This is a messenger RNA of Rotaria sp. Silwood1, 2088 nucleotides long. NCBI's taxonomy places the organism in Eukaryota, Metazoa, Rotifera, Eurotatoria, Philodinida, Philodinidae. The record is from the annotation of a GenBank genome assembly.
AUGCCUAAGAUAUGGGAUACUUGUUGUGUAUGCAUUAGUCCAUUUGGUAUUACACCUGAUCAAUUACCAUGUGAAUGUCCGAUAGAAGAUUGUAAUUAUCAAUAUUGUAGUAAAUGUGUACAAUCAAUAAAAACAUGUAACAGCACGACUAAUGGACAAUUCUAUUGUUUCUAUUGUCAAAAUUCAUUCGUGGAUGGUGCAAAAGAGAAUGAACUCUUGAUAGAUUUAUUAUGGCAAAAAUAUUCUGUUCAAUACGGUGCCGAUUUAUUAUCAGCAACAAAUAUUAUGCCAGGAGCGCUUUCAAAUGAUAUAUCUAGUAGAGUAAUUCAUGUUCAAUCAUUAGUACAAACAUUAACUGCAAAGAUAAAUGAUGCUGAUUCUAUUCCUGAAGUUGUUCAAUAUCUCAUAGUACGUGCAAGUACAUUUAUCAAAAACUUGAAACAUAUUAAACGCAAUGUAGAUAAAUUGAUUUCAACAAAUAAUGAUGAUGAGAUGAAUCGUUACUUUAUGAUCUAUUUGAAUGAAUUAAAUGGUAAUCGUGAUCAAUCUCGACAAUGUGAAAGUUUUAUUGAAAUAUGUGAACAACUAUUGUAUCAAAUUCAACAAGCAGAAUUCAGAAAAACUUUUCCGUCAUUGAAUAAAGAAAUAAAUCAAUGGGAAGAUUCAUUGUUUACAAGCGAGCAAUUUCAACCGAAAGUUAUUGAUGUUUUCAAAUCACUUGAAGGUGAUCUCGGUCGAAAUAUUAUACCAAGUAUACCAUGUAGAAUAGGUUUGAUUGGUGAAACAAGCGCAGGAAAAACUUCAUUGGCACUUGCAAUAAGAAGAAUUCGAGAUGAUUAUACAACGAAUUUUCAAUCAAAAGAACUUCCCGACAUAAUACUUUCAUCACCCAUCGGUGUUUAUAAAAGUACAUAUUGUCAAUUGGAAUUUGAACAUCUAUAUAACAACGAUAAAAAAGUCAUCUUUGUUGAUAUUGAAGGAUCCAACGAUAGUGAUUUAUGUGUAAAAUCAGGAAAUUAUUUUGAUCAAAUUAGAAAAGCAGAUUGUGAUUUGUAUAUCAUUGUUUUUGAUCACAGUUAUACAGAUGUUCAUCGUCAAUGGCAAGAAUAUAUUGUAAACGAUAUGAAUCGUACGUGUUGGAUUGUACGAAAUAAAGUCGAUGAAUUAUUUAUCAGAACAUUUAAACAAGAUGUUGGUCAAGAUUUUUAUUCCUCUGAUGAAAUAACAAAAAGAAAAUAUGUAGAAAAAAUAAUGCGACGAGUUCGAGAACUUGGCAUCUUAGACAAUAAAGGAAAACACUUAUCUAAUAUAUAUCUUACUUUUAUUUCAAACGAAAAUGAUAUUUGUAAUCAAACUACGUCCAUACUUCCCUAUGUACAAUUUGAUCUUGAAAAAUUAAUUAAUGAUAUUGAAAAUUUACCAUUAAGUUUUCAUGAAAAUCGCCUACAACAGAUAACUACAUAUGCAAUAUCUCGAGUUAUUAAUAUUUGUUUUCGCCGUGGUUAUGCUUUCAAUGUAAUGAAAUAUAAAAUUUUGGCAGGUUUUGCUGCUAUUAUACCAUUUUUGGAUUUAAUACCAAGAUAUUUUGCACGUGAACGAAUUCGACAAAAGUUUGGUGUUAAUACUUGUUCAUAUCUUUGGAAAUGGUGGACUGGUGAAACUGAUGAAUUUCAAGAUUAUUUAAAAGAAUUCGAGAUGGAAAUUGAUGAAUCUAAUUUUAAAACAUCAGCUUUAAAAAAUACGUGUAAACCUAGCAAUGUUUCAAGUAGAGAUAAAGUGAAAAAUGUGUCUUCAAUUGCUGCUAAGACUGCAACAGGUAUUGGUACUGCUGGUGUUUCAAUUUCCGACGAUGGUCUUAGAGCUGCUGGAGUUGGUGCAAUAAACACUGUUCGUGGUUUGUCUGUUGGUUUAAUUGUUGUUGGUGUAGUAUUAACAGCAGGAAUGUGUGCUUGGUCAGCUGUAUCAAAUGGUAAACAAAUGUAUGAUUAUUUAAAUCGAUUAUGUGACGAUCUCAUAUUUAUUAGUGGACAUGUAGCAAUAAAAAUUAUUAAGAAUAAUGAUAAAAUACGUAAAGAAAUUUUGAACUAG